CCUUCCCCUCCCUCUCCGUCCGACACCUCCAAUCCAAACAAUACCUUAGGGUUUCUUCUUCUCCUCUUUUCCAACUCCAAAUCAAAAUCUAUGAUGCUUCUUCUUCUCCUAAUCAAGGUUGGAAAUCCCGUCAACUGCAUUGAGAUUCUUGAAUUUCUUGAAUUUCUUGCUAGUGUCUAUUGACAAGGUGGGGUAGUGUGACCUAAGACGCGGGAAACCAAGGGGAGUGACGAGCUAGAAGCCAAACAAGGCUAGGCCACCGACAACACCUCCCUUUUGAAAAACCGGUAACAAGCUUGGUUUUUGCCUUUCUUUCUUGUUCAAGAACAAGAUUUAAGCUUGGAAAUCCCCCUCUCUCUGCAGAAUUACCAGAUUUGCUCUGCUUUGCUCUUCCUCCCCUGUCCGUCGGUUUCUACUGGGUGCGAAUUUCUGGGCGUUUUUCGAAUUGCCGCUGGCUUCUUUCCCCCUCCAGUUCUGCAGCUGGAAAAAUUCUGGUUCUUGAUCCUUGGGGCACUUUAGUAUAUGGCUUGAGUCUUCGGUUUUGUGCGAUUUGAGGUAAGUAAUUAUGGUAACGCCCUCCGAUUUUAAUGCACAUUUUAGCUUGUUUUUGAAGUGGUGGCAGGACUAAACCCAUUUUACACAAGUAUGAUCGAUUUGAAAUGAAAUUAUUAUUCUUUUUAUUGAUUUAAGCAUGCCUUAUUGGAGUUUACUUAAUUGCCCUGAUGAUCUGAAAAUUAUUUGUGAAUUAUGAUUUUCCUGUUAACUUCUGCCUGUUUUGUCUCCGAUAUGGUCAUGUUAUUCGUGUGCCCGUUAGUAGGAGGUUUAUAAACGCUAGCAUAUGUCGACAUAUUACUGAUAGAACCGGUUCGUUUCUGUUAUUCUGAGAUCCUGCUAGUGGGAUUAUGCACCAGUAAAUCGUGUCUGCCAAUGGGAGGUUUAUAACAUUGGCCAUGACCUAUAGAGGAGACAUUUAUUUCGUUUCUGUACUCGUACCUAUUAUUCGUGAUUAUACUGGUUGGCAUGCUAUAAAUUUAAUUAAGGGCUAUCCAUAUUUACUUACUAAACUAUCUUAUAGUUUUUCCUUGUCUACCAUUCCAAGAAGCGAAGUCAAGGACGGGGAAAAAUGAGGGGAAUGACGAGUUAGAAGGCUAGCCAUCUUGUAAAUUGAACAUAAAUUUUAGACAUAAAUCAUGAUCUUGUAAGCUAGACUUUAUUUGGAGAUUUUAUGAUAUUAGAGCAAAUUUUAUAAUUUUAUCUUCAAAUUGAGUGGUAUCAGAUUGUGGUAUGAUAAAAUUCCGAGCCUUGUGCAUUUGUGGGACCCUCUCACAAGUGUACGGCGUUUGCCACGUCCUCGGAUUCGGGUUCUAGGGCGUGACACCAUGUCUUUUGAUGGGUCUAAUUCUUGACUUUGUUAAUUGGUAAAAAUUUGUCUUUUGAUUCUAGUUGCCUAGUUAAACAUGAUCUGAUUAUUGAUUAACCUUGGUUUGUGGCGGAAUGUAUAAGGCAUUCUACAUUAGGUCUAUUGUUUAAAUAUUCAUUUGGACAUUCAUACAUGAAUGCAAACAUAGAUAUACAUGAGCAUAUACAUGUAUACCAGCAUGCACAUAGAGGCAUUCAUUCAUACAUGCAUAUACAUGCAUUCAUCCAUUCAUGAUCCCACGUAUGCAUUUGAUGCUUAUCCAUCUCGAAUAGGAUUCAAUCUUUUAGUUGUACUCAUUGUUAGAUUCCUUGCCAUGUUGUUGUGUUUGAUGGGCACCAGGUCUUGAUUUGGGUCGAGGGCACUACAUAAUCACAUCGAUAACCCUUAAGUUUAGUUACUUGUGUUGAGGCGUGAAGUUAGCUCCCGCUUUCCAAAUGGCCAUUGGGGAGGGUGGAGAAUGAGAUUUGUUGUUGGCUUGUUAGAGCAAUGAUGAGUACCCAUUCCUUGUGAAGUGAAUCUAACUGUUGUACCUUUGUAACUGUCGGCCAUGUAUCUUGAAAUUGAUUUCCUUGUAAUUGUGACGCUAAAAUUUAAUGACUAGUAGAUUUUGAGCAUGUGCAUUUAUCUAAAAAAGGGCAAGAUAGAUG
Molecule: messenger RNA, 2067 nt
Organism: Rubroshorea leprosula
Lineage: Eukaryota; Viridiplantae; Streptophyta; Magnoliopsida; Malvales; Dipterocarpaceae
Source: the annotation of a GenBank genome assembly